AUGCAGUCUGUAUUUCUAUUGCUCUGGGCUGCCACUCUCUCGAGUGCUAAGCUUUUUGUGAAUUAUGAUGAGAAGCUGGAAGGUCGCCCCAAAGUAUACACGGUGGUGAAAGAAGAAGUUGGGCGACUGGAUAUUCCAUCAAAAUCGGGCCAUACGAACAAUGAUAGCAAAGUGCCACCUGGCAUUGACUUGAAGCCCAGAGAAGCUCUCGACAUCUUGCUCGGCAAGCGCCAAACUUGUGCUCAGGGUUACGGAUAUUGUCCCAGUGCUGGAGGAUGCUGCGUCACGAAUAGCCUUUGCUGCUCUUAUGGGUAUUGCCAUACUCAAGGAUCCGCGUGCUGUCCGACUGGUCCAUGUGGCCAAGGCCAGACUUGUUGCGGCGUCAGCCACUGCAUGCCCACAGGAGAUCAAUGCUGUGAAGACGAAUCUCAUUGCCCUGCAGGCAAUAACUGUUAUCUUUCUUCACUGUCCAACGGCAUUGUUUGUUGCACCGACGCAAAAUGCACGGCUCACGUUGAUGAUGGAAAGACUACUUACGCUCGAACAACCACGACAACGCACACGUAUACUACUACGUAUUAUCAAACCUACUACUGGACGGUAACUUGGUACUAUUGGUAUUAUUACUGGACGUACUCGAUCGACAUUCAAGCAUCCAUCGUGACCUCCACGCGCUCAACCACCCAAACCGUUUUCAGUGUAAAGACGACCGACGCAGGCGCCGCUUCCGAAUACUUCAGCGAAAAGUCUAGAACACUGUCUCUUCCUACACCCGCUGCCGCCACCUCUCUCGAGUCUUUGGCUGGGAGCACAUCAUUCCUAUCAACGCCAUCGUCGAAAGAUCCAAGCCCCAGCCCGAGUUCAAACCCAGGUCCCUCUAGUGAGCCAAGCAUAACUGAGAUACCCAGUGCUCCUUUGGACCCCAUCCCCAGCACAGGCAGGCCUGACGAUAACGAAAGUAGCAGCUCAAGCGAGAGUCGUAGCAGCUCGACUACUACUCUCCUUCGAAGUGGUGGUGAUGAUGGUGGCAGUCCUCCAAAGAAUGGAGGCAGUGGGUCUUCGGGCGCAAAGCCAUUAUGGGCUGGCUCAGACUGGAAGAGUCUUUGGGUUCUUGCGCUUGGUGUUGGAACUGGGGUGCUGGCCGCAGUUCUUUAA
This is a messenger RNA of Trichoderma atroviride IMI 206040, 1155 nucleotides long. RefSeq lists its product as uncharacterized. Lineage: Eukaryota; Fungi; Ascomycota; Sordariomycetes; Hypocreales; Hypocreaceae. The record is from RefSeq and is a predicted model, not a curated record.